AUGUUCGUUGCAAAGCUGAAGGUUCCAAAGACUUUCUUGGAUGAUGGACGUGGUGUUGGCGUAGAUUAUGAUCCAGGUGAGCUCGAAGCCGAUGUUGUUCCUGGGGAGGAUGCAUUCGAUUAUGAAGAUCCAGAAGAACACGAUGGUUCAGGAGGAGACGGCGGUCUAGCAGAGGCAGGAGGAGUAGCGGAUGAUGAGUUCGAAGAAGCUGAUGAGGAUCAAGAGCAGUCAGCUCAAAGAGUUAGUCCAGAGGAGGAGCUAGACAUGACUGGUCCUGAGACGGUGAAUCUGAUCUUCGCAACUGCUAUUCCCGACAAUAAAGGAGCAACAGUAUUGGAGGCCAUUCAGGAUGUAGUGAUGUAUUGCUGGUCGUUGAACAUUCCAGUGGUAAGAUUUCAUUGUGAUCGUGGUAUGGAGUUUUACGCCAAGGUCAUCCACUCUGGGCAUGGAAACACGGCUUGCAGCUCCAUUCGGAACCAAGGUGUUGGUCAGAAGGAGAGAGUAUGGUGGUACUGCCGAGCCGGGGAAGCCGGAGCUAUCUAG
Symbiodinium sp. CCMP2456 is the source of this 543-nucleotide messenger RNA. The record is from the annotation of a GenBank genome assembly. NCBI's taxonomy places the organism in Eukaryota, Dinophyceae, Suessiales, Symbiodiniaceae.